Molecule: messenger RNA, 2697 nt
Organism: Drosophila guanche
Lineage: Eukaryota; Metazoa; Arthropoda; Insecta; Diptera; Drosophilidae
Gene: Ir87a
Exons: 3
Coding region: 1-2697 (898 amino acids)
Source: RefSeq, a predicted model, not a curated record
AUGUGCGCACCAAAGUUACACUUUUCAGGGCGCUCCGUUUGGGCGGCAACUUUGCUGCUGCACUUCUUGCAGCUGGUUUCAGCUGCCGAUGGAUUCGGGUUGAAUCUGAUGGCGGUGACCAAUGAGGAUCGGUCGGAGGGCGCCUGCAUCCUGGCAAUGCUCAGAAAGUACUUUGACUCUGGCGACAGUCUGUCCGGCUCGGUGCUGUGCAUCAGCCGCAACUAUCAGCUGCACAGUGUCCAGGAGCGGCUGCUCCGUGGCAUGAAUUUGUAUGACGGCUACCCAUGGACGCUGCUGGUCACGAAUCCCAGGGGGGAGUCCUCUCUACCCUCAGAGUUCGUGAUGCACGAGAAGCCGCAAUGCUAUUUCCUGAUGGUGGGAAAUCUCGAAGACGAGGACCUGGACGAGGUGUUCGACCACUGGAAGGGCAUGCUGAACUGGAACCCACUGGCGCAGUUUGUGGUCUACCUGGCCCCCGUGGAGGAGACGGACGAGGAGAUGACCGACCUGAUGGUGGAGCUGCUGCUCACCUUCAUGAACAAGAAGAUCUUCAACGUGAACGUGAUUGGGCAGAGCGAGGAGAACCAGUUCUACUACGGCAAGAGCGUAUUUCCCUAUCAUCCGGACAACAAUUGCGGCAAUCGGGUGAUCGCCGUGGAGCUGCUCGAUGCCUGCGACUAUCCGAGUGAGAGUGGGGGCGACACGGACUAUGAGUAUGAGGAGGAAGAUGAUAGUGAAGGUGACAAUGAAGGGGAGUUCGAGGAGGCUGCUGAAAAUGGGGGAGAAGACGGUACUGAAAGUACGGCAGAAAGUGAAGAAAGAACGAAUGAAGCGGGUGAAGAUGAAACUUCUGACGAUGAUGUUGGAGGAGAUGAAGCCGGUGAGGCUGAAGAACAAGAAGCUAAUAAUGAUGGAGAAGAUGAACAAGUUGGAGAUGCUGAAGAAAAUGCAGUCCAAAAUUAUGAAGAGAACACAGAUAAUGAAAUGGAAUACGAAGGAAACGAUCUCUACGUGGAAUCUAAGGAUAACUUGGUUGACAAUAAAGCACUGCUAAUGAGAAUGUACACAGAGGUGCAGUCCGAGCAGAAAGAGGAAUACGAACAGUCAGCGGAGGCCGCAAAGGAAGAGGGGAGCGGGAACGAAGUGGAGAGUGGAACCGAAGAAGAGAGUGGAAACGCAGAGGAAAGUGGUGCGGAAGCAGAGAGUGGAAACGAAGCGAAGAGUGGUGCCGAAUCGGAGAAUAACAAGCAUUCAACUGAGACUGGAGAACGGGUGAUCUCUUCCAAUGCCACAGCCAAAGUAGAGGCCGUCAUCGAGGAGUUUUAUCGCGCAAAGUUUGAGGAUAAGUUUCCAAGUGAUCUCAGUGGAUGUCCCCUAACGGCAGCCUUUCGUCCCUGGGAGCCUUACAUCUUUCGCAGCGGAGAGGAGCCCGUGGAGGACUACUACUACGGUGCGCAGGACGAAGGAGAUUACAAUCAGACAUCCAGCUAUGGGGAUCCGGGAGAGGAGAACUAUGCGGAUGCAGACUACGCGGACACCAGCGGCUUACUGGAUGCAGAUGCCGGCCAGGAUGGGACCAAGGCCAAGCUCAGCGGCAUUGAGUACCAGAUGGUGCAGACCAUUGCGGAGCGUCUGAAUGUGAACAUCGACAUGCAGGCGGAGAACACCAAUCUGUAUCAUUUGUUUCAGCAGCUAAUCGACGGCGAAAUCGAAAUGAUUGUGGGUGGCAUCGAUGAGGACCCCAGCAUUAGUCAGUUUGUGUCCAGUUCGAUUCCCUACCACCAGGACGAUCUCACGUGGUGCGUGGCACGGGCCAAGCGGAAGCACGGCUUCUUCAACUUUGUGGCCACCUUCAAUGCGGACACGGGCUGCCUGCUGCUGCUCUUCAUUGUCACCUGCUCCCUGGUGGUGCUGAUGGCGCAGCGGAUCAGCGGCUUCCGCUUGCGGAAUCUCAACAAUUACUUUGCCAUUUGGCUCCGAAUGUUGGGCAUACUCUUGACGCAGGCCAUGCCCGCGCAGACGCUGUCGUUUGUGCUGCGGCAGCUCUUUGCGCUCUCCUUUCUGAUGGGUUUCUUCUUCAGCAAUAUCUACCAGAGUUUUCUCAUAAGCACGCUCACCACGCCACGCAGCUCACAUCAGAUUGAGUCCCUGGAGGAGAUCUACAGCCAUCGCAUGACCAUCAUGGGCAGCUCAGAGAACGUUCGACAUUUGAACAAGGAGGGAGAGAUCUUCAAGUACAUUCGUGAAAAGUUCCAAAUGUGCUACAACAUCGUGGACUGCCUCAAUGAUGCCGCAAACAACGAGCACAUCGCAGUGGCCGUCUCCCGUCAGCAUUCCUUCUACAAUCCACGCAUUCCGCGCGAUCGCCUCUUCUGCUUCGAUCGCAGGGAGUCGCUCUACGUGUAUCUGGUCACCAUGCUGCUGCCCAAGAAGUAUCAUUUGCUGCACCAGAUUAACCCAAUCAUUCAGCACAUUAUCGAGUCGGGCCACAUGCAAAAGUGGGCACGCGAUCUGGACAUGAAGCGCAUGAUCCACGAGGAGAUCAAUCGCGUGCGCGAGGAUCCCUUCAAGGCGCUGACUCUGGCGCAGUUCCAUGGGGCGUUUGCCUUCUCCAGUGGCCUGCUCUUGAUCUCUUUUGGUGUUUUUCUCAUCGAGUGGGCAUAUGUCAAGUGUUUCUAUGCCAGAGCUCGGAGAUGA